This is a messenger RNA of Osmerus eperlanus (European smelt), 2264 nucleotides long. It is a transcript of the gene slc19a3a, whose product is annotated as solute carrier family 19 member 3a. Gene Ontology annotation, cellular component: plasma membrane. The transcript has 6 exons. Bases 152 to 1639 code for a protein of 495 amino acids. Lineage: Eukaryota; Metazoa; Chordata; Actinopteri; Osmeriformes; Osmeridae. The record is from RefSeq and is a predicted model, not a curated record. Gene Ontology annotation, molecular function: vitamin transmembrane transporter activity. Gene Ontology annotation, biological process: vitamin transport; transmembrane transport.
ACAUACACUGACCCAACUGGAUGUGGACAGUGUACUGGGACAGCACUGCCAGGAACGCUAACCAGUAGCACAUGAGGGACUGGAGUUACCUGGACAGGUUCAUAUUCAUGUCAACACCAGUGUGUUCCAGCAGUUACACUGUCUUACAAGGAUGGAGGUUCUGCGGCGCUGGAAGGCAGGGUGGGGCUACCCCACCAGUCUGCUGUGUUGCUAUGGGUUCUUUAGUACAGUGAAACCUAUGGAGCCCUUUCUCAUCCCCUACAUGACAGGACCAGAUAAGAACCUGACAGUGGCACAGGUAAACAGCGAGAUCUUCCCAGUGUGGACGUACUCAUACCUGUCCGUGCUGGUCCCUGUGUUUCUGCUUACUGACUGGCUGCGCUACAAGCCCGUGGUGGUGUUCCAGUCCCUCAACCUCUUCAUCACCACAGCCCUGCUGCUGUGGCUGCAGGGAGUGGCAGCCAUGCAGGCCAUGCAGUUCUUCUACGGGGUGGUGACAGCCUGCGAGGUGGCCUACUUCUCUUACAUCUACAGCGUGGUGGAUCUGACGAGGUACCGCAAGGCCACGUCUUACUGCCGCAGUGUCCAGCUGCUGGGCUACACCGUGGGCUCUGUGCUGGGCCAGCUUCUCCUCAGCUUCAACCUCAUGACCUACAACAACAUCCUGGUCUUGACUCUGGUGCUGACGUCCAUCGCCCUGGUCACUUCCUGCUUCCUGCCAAUGCCACAGAGAAGCAUGUUCUUCCAUCGUAGCCUCGGUGAUGACAGGGAGAGGAAAUCGUCCACAGGAAUCGUGGCCGGGUCAGAAGGUGGUGCGCUGUCCAGCCCCUCAGCCCUCGAUGAAAGAGGGCGGAGCAGUAAGGCACCAGCCAGGGCAAAGAGCAGCAGUGAUGAGCCAGUGGAGGCAGGAGGCAGCGAGGAGAGGCCAGCUCUGCCAGGGGGCUGCCUGUCCAUUCUGGCCCAGCUGUGGAGGGACUUCCUGGAGUGUUACUCCAGCAGGCAGCUGCUGUACUGGUCCGUGUGGUGGGCUCUGGCUACUUGCGGAUACAACCAGACAGUCAACUACGUGCAGGUGCUAUGGGAGCACGUGGAGCCUUCUCAGAACAUCACAGUCUACAACGGAGCGGUGGAAGCCGUGUCCAAUCUGUGCGGUGCAGCGACGGCCUACGGGAUCGGCUUCACCCAGGUGAACUGGGCUCAGUGGGGGGAGCUGGCCCUGGGGAUCUUCUCCGGCCUGGGAGCCGCGUCACUCUUCCUCAUGACAUACGCUGGCAACAUUUGGGUCUGCUACGUCAGCUACAUCCUCUUCAAGACCCUGUAUAUGCUGCUGAUCACUAUAGCCAUGUUCCAGAUAGCCGCAGAACUAUCAAUGGAGAGAUACGCACUGAUAUUUGGAGCAAACAACUUUGGGGCUCUGGUCCUUCAGACAGUAAUCACAUCCAUAGUGGUGGACAGCAGGGGACUGGGUCUGAACAUCGUCACACAGUUCAUCAUUUAUGGCUCCUACUUCUCCGCCAUUGCCCUCCUGUUCUUGGUGAGGGGGGUGUACUGCCUGGUAACACAGCCACAACACAAGGACCCCCCUGCCUCGGAGCUCACCCCGAGGCCUGAGGACACGGAGCGGGUACACAGCUUCUGAACACAUGCUUCCUGUGUACACACUGAGUACAACACAUGCAUUUAUCAAAUAUUUCCAAGCCCAAAACUAGGUGAUUUAGUAAUUGUUUUGGUAAAAUUCAUUUUAAUAUAUAUAUAUUUACACAUUAACUUAAAUUUCUGUAACAUCCAAGUAGUGGUCUUCAGUCUGGAGUUUGUGGUUCUUGCCCAUGACAGCUGAGAUUUGGGGGGCAGCUUUUCUUACAGAAAUACUCCUCAUGAAUAAAUGUUCUCUCCUCCUCAGUAGAGACACUCCUAACAAUGCAACACUGCUUUUGGUUCUUUCCAGCAACUCACAGCAGACUGCAGCUUUCAAAGUAACACUUCUGCCUUAACAAACAUGUUAAAGAUACAAAUACUGAUAUGCACAAAAAGCCAGUUUCUUUGAAGAAAAACGUAUGUACAGGAUUGCAGCAUAAUGAACGGGACAUUUGCAAUAACUUAGUAUUAGCCAGUUUGAAUAUAGCUGGGCUCAGUUCACAGGUUGAGUGGAGGAAGAGGAGACCACCACGUCCAGUGUAGCACAUUUACCUUCACCAUACCGUCUGCGGUUCUGCUUCCACGUAACCGAAUCACGUGUUGUUCCUUCCUGUUGUUGGUCUUGUUCU